This is a messenger RNA of Saprolegnia diclina VS20, 2386 nucleotides long. RefSeq lists its product as hypothetical. Bases 647 to 1864 code for a protein of 405 amino acids. Gene Ontology annotation, molecular function: acyltransferase activity. NCBI's taxonomy places the organism in Eukaryota, Oomycota, Saprolegniomycetes, Saprolegniales, Saprolegniaceae. The record is from RefSeq and is a predicted model, not a curated record. The transcript has 9 exons.
GUCCGGUGACAUGCGCGGUGUAAUUGCCCGGGGCAAGAGAGACGCGCGUGCAAAGCAACACGAGAAUCAGAGCGAUCACACGCUUCAUAGAGCGAUCUCGGGUUCGCGCCUGAUAGGCCGUGUUAGGUGCCGCACGCGUGCGUGGCGAUCGGCCGUGGUUUCGCUGCCGCUAUCACUCGAAAUUUCGCAGCCCAACCUCUGCCCACCUCUGCGAACUGUGGCGAGCGACCUCUGCAUCUCGGCACCUCGGAUCCGCUCGUCAUUUGCAUUCAACCGUGAGGGAGGAACGACGUCGAGACGAGCAGCGAGGCAGCCGUAAUCAGGGACACGGCCCUUCUUUAACGCGGCUUUAACGGCCCGCAGCGACGCGGACGCGCUGGCUUUGCAGCGCGAAGCGCCUGCCUUCCCACCUUUCUUGGAGCUAUCGCAUCUAUGGAGUCACCACGUUUGCGCCCAUUGCACGCGGCGAACGUCGGCGGUCGGCAGCCGCGGCGGUGCAGUCUCGCGCGGUUUAUACUCGCACCAACUUGUGUUUAAACGUGUUUGCCCCAUCCGGUUGAAGUCCGGAUAGUUUUGUGUUCCGGAUACGGGCGCGCAGGGUUUGCCAGCCCUCCGAUUCCUCAUAUUUUCACGCCGGGUGACUGUCAUGAGCCGCAACUUGAUCCUCCGCGUCGGCCGCUCCAUGAGCCGAUCGAUGCAAGCACCCCGCCUUGUGGGCGGCCGCGCGCCCAUGCGCAUGUUCUCUACGGCCGACGAGAUCAUCGUCAACGUGCCGUCGAUGGGCGACUCCAUCUCGGAGGGCACCGUCGUCAGCCUCAAGAGCGUCGGUGACUACGUGCAUGCGGACGAAGCUGUUGUUGUGCUCGAGACGGACAAGGUCAGCGUUGACGUCAACGCGCCCCAUGGCGGCUUGAUCACGAGCAUCUUGGCCAGCAUCGACGAUGUGGUCAACGUUGGUGCGCCCUUGUUCACGCUCGACAAGGCGGCUCCUGCUCCGAUUGCCAAGGCGGCCCCGGCUGCGGCUGCCCCUGUCGUGCCCACGCCUGCUGCGGCGCCGGCGACUCCUGCCCCGGCUGCUGCCAAGGCGCCCGCCCCCAAGAAGCCGGAAACGGCGGCGGCCCCUGCCCCGACGGCUGCGCCUGUUGCUGGCAAGUUUAACCGCACCGAGACGCGCGUCAAGAUGAGCCACCUCCACCUGCGCAGCAACCAGCGCAUGAAGGACACGCAGGACACGGCGGCGGUCCUCACGACCUUCCAGGAAGUCGACAUUGGCAACUUGAUGGCGCUUCAGAAGGAGCUCGGCGAGACGUUCGAGAAGACGCACAAGGUCAAGCUCGGCUUCCUCUCUGCCUUUGUCAAGGCCAGCGCCAUGGCACUCCAAAAGGUCCCGGCCAUCAACGCUUCGAUCGACGACGAGGCCAAGGACAUUGUCUACCACGAGUACGCCGACAUCAACGUCGUCGUUGCGACCGAGAAGGGUGUCACGACGCCUGUGCUCCGCAACGUCGAGUCGCUCUCGAUGGCCGACAUUGAGCGCUCGCUCACGGACCUCGGCGCCAAGGCGGAGGAAGGCUCGCUUGCGAUCGAGGACAUGGCCGGUGGCACCUUUUCCAUUGCAAACGGCGCCGUCCAGGGCUCGCUCCUCAGCACGUCGAUCCUCCAUGCGCCGCAGUCGGCCAUCAUGAGCCUCCACGGCAUCCAGAACCGCGCCGUGUACCACGACGGCAAGGUCGUGUCGCGCCCGAUGAUGUACAUCUCGCUCUCGUACGACCACCGCUUGAUUGACGGCCGGGAAGGGGUCACGUUCCUCAAGACGGUCGCCGACGCCGUCAGCGACCCGCGCCGCCUCCUCCUCGAAAUUUAGACCCGAUACACAACCACAUCCCUGUGCUACAGUAUUGAUGCCACAUCCUCGUCUUGCUCUUUUCGAGACGCUUCGGCGACACGCAUGCUGGGCUCUACAUGGGUAUCACAUGAAGCCGGGCGAAGGACUGCGAGUACGAACGGCCAUGACGGAUGCGACGAGGAUGAAGCGCCUGCGCUGCUGUGUGGAAGCAGCCAAGCUUCACGCGUUGGACGUACUGGAGCUCAGGUAGCGGCAGAGCUGUACACAAAACACUCGGAGUUGGCAACAAGAAGAUUUCAUUACGCUGCCUCGUACGACAAAACUACUAGUUCUUACGCGGCCUUGCGGACCGGCGACAUGGCAAACGACAUGUUGGGGUUGAUGUGGCUCUUGAUGCCGAGCGCUUCGAGCGCCAAGUGCGCCGCCUUCUGGCCCGAGAUCAUCAUGCCGCCAAAGGUGGGGCCCAUGCGCGGCGCGCCGUCGAGCUCGGCCACUUCCAUACCGGCGACAAUCAUGCCGGGGACGAUCUCCUUGGUGCCG